This is a messenger RNA of Arachis ipaensis, 1004 nucleotides long. The record is from RefSeq and is a predicted model, not a curated record. Lineage: Eukaryota; Viridiplantae; Streptophyta; Magnoliopsida; Fabales; Fabaceae.
AGGAUAAAAGAUAAGAUGCACAAUAUAUAAUUUCUGUACGUGUGUUAUUCCCAAACAUAAUAUGAAAAUUGCACGAAGUAUUAGAGACAUAUUCUCCUGUGUCCCGAUCCAAUUCUUUAUUGCCUCUAACAAGAAUUUCCAGGGUAGGGAUCUUCUUGAACCACAUUUCAUGAGAUGUGUAGUUUAAUGCAGUUAUUGUGCCCCAAGGGAAAAUUUUCCACCGUUUUUAAGCAGAUGAACAAACUUCGAAUAUCUUAUUAAAUUUUUUGGUUAACUUAGAAAGGCAUAGAAGGGUCAUUUACAGAUUCCUGUUUCUUGUUGAUCUUUCAGAUUUGCAUUCGAUGUUGAUCUUGAUGCUCCAAAAGUUAGAAUUCCUCUCAGAUCUCGUGGUUCAGCCAGAUGUGAUAGUUAUUUUCUUUUGGACUUUGGUCAUUUUACACUACACACUGCGGAAAGCCAGUCUGAUGAGCAGAGGCAUAAUCUUUAUUCUCGAUUUUACAUAUCAGGACGUGAUUUUGCUGCCUUUUUUACGGACUGUGGCUCUGAUUUUGGGAGUUGCAGUUUGGUUAAACCAACUCAUGAUAGUCAAAUAAUAAGCUCACCACGGGCCAAAGAAGCUGAUAAUGUGUAUUCUGUCAUUGAUAGGUGUGGAAUGGCAGUACUUGUUAAUCAGAUUAAAGUGCCUCAUCCAAGUUACCCAUCGACAUGUAUAUCCAUUAAAGUGCCAAAUCUUUGAUGGUAGAAUUCUAGUUUCGAAGGGAAUUGGGAAUUCAAUUGCUACGUGGCAAACAUGUUUUCUGGUGCUUUCGGGGUCAUAUCUUUAUGUAUUUGAAACUGCAGAGUCUCAGAGUUACCAGCGAUACCUAAGGGCAUGGAUUAUAGGAAGUGGUAAUGGUGAAGAUAGAAUUGCUCCACUGCUUGUGUUGAGCUCCUCUUUCAAAAAAUAAAAUGGUGAAGACAGAAUUGAUGUAGGAUACAAUAUUUUAAUUUUUGGUAGAGUAUUA